This is a messenger RNA of Fusarium pseudograminearum CS3096, 1950 nucleotides long. RefSeq lists its product as uncharacterized. The coding region runs from base 1 to 1950 and encodes 649 amino acids. The transcript is spliced from 2 exons. Gene Ontology annotation, biological process: positive regulation of transcription by RNA polymerase II. NCBI's taxonomy places the organism in Eukaryota, Fungi, Ascomycota, Sordariomycetes, Hypocreales, Nectriaceae. The record is from RefSeq and is a predicted model, not a curated record. Gene Ontology annotation, cellular component: nucleus. Gene Ontology annotation, molecular function: DNA-binding transcription factor activity, RNA polymerase II-specific; zinc ion binding; transcription cis-regulatory region binding.
AUGUCUACCAAAACAUCAACUGCCAAGAACACUUGUAGACGCGCAUCUGUAUCCAAGCCAAAGAAUGGAUUGAACCCACGAUCGCGAUCCGGCUGCACUACUUGCAAGGCCAAACACACAAAAUGCGACGAAACAAGACCGGAAUGUCUAAGAUGUGUACGCAAAGGCGUCAAGUGUGGUGGUUAUUGGAAAGAGUUCAAGUGGUCCUUUAAACACCAACCAGGCGAGAUAGAAGUUGACUUCACCACAUCUACAUCACCGACAUCAUCGUCACGCAGAGGAUCUGAAGUUCAGCCCGAGACUUUACCAACAGCAACUUCUUCUACGGUCAUGGAUACUAGCGAGCUUGACCAGUACUUCCAAGUUGAAGAAUUACCUGUCCAAGACACUGCCUCGAUUCUGGACGACAACACUUGGACGACGAGUCCCUGUUCAAAUUCCGAUACAGACCUCUUGACGCGAUCGGAUUCAAUUUCAGAGAAUUGCGAUAUGACAAUAUCCACCGUCGGAAUGACAUCCCGAGCCCUCAGUCCCCCUCUCGAACCGCAAUACUACCAAGCAACGCCACUUACAGUUGGGCUCAUCACCGACACUUCAUCCCUACUCAUCAGCAACUGGUUCGAGCAGGUCUGCACGUUAUGGUCAGGUUUUGACUCGGACUUUAAUCUCAACCGAAAACUGGCGCUUGAGCUGUGUACGAGUUCUCAGUCCGUGUUUAGUUCGCUACAGAGCAUGUCGGCCGGCUUCCUAUCUACGCGGUUACCCCAUAUGAAGCAAUCGGCAGUGUACUUCUUGCAAGCAGCGACGACAUCGGUACUUUCAGAGGCGCAAGAUAUCCUACGGAAUCCAUGUACGGAUAGCCUGCCUGCGGGUGUUCUGUUCUCGCUAUUCUGCGUGGGAACGACAAUGUGUUGGGUCGAUGCGAGGCAAUUGGGUCUACCGUUCUUUCAAUCAGCAACAGAAAUUCUGGACCGUCUGAACCGCCGAGUUGGAACACUCUCAGCUAAAGACCUGGAACUUUUAUCCUUCUUUAACAGAAGUCUGACGUAUUGCGAGAUGCUCCUUGCGGUCGUGGACCAAGACGACACAGAGACAACCCAAACUGACAGCGCGAUGCAACUCGCUGAGCGAUACAUGGACGAUUCUCCUCACCCGUGGACAGGAAUUUCUCCCCUCUCGUCACAGCUUUUUGGGCAAUCGAUACGUCUCUGCCGAAGUUUCCGCCGGAACCUCAAAUUACCCAAAGAAACAGGCCGAGAUUUCCAGCGAGCCUUGGAAGAGAUACAGGAAGCGCAGCGACUGGAAGAGAAGUUACUGGGUCUCGAGUUUCAGAGCAGUCUUUCCACUACGGACACGGGCGAUUACCGGACACCGUCGCUUCAUCUUGCACAGGUUGCAGAGGCGUACAAACUUGCCGCGCUGCUCCAUCUCUACCAGACAUUCCCUGAUCUUGUGGCCCUGCGACUGCCGAGCAAUUCAGUGCAUUUGAACAGUCGCCAUAUUCCCUGGGAGGAGUGGAUUAUCCCAUUGAGUCUUCGCCUGGUUAGGGUCCUAGAACUCAUUCCGCCUAAUUCCGGCACUCGGGUUAUUCAGCCGUUGCUGUACAUUACCGCCAGCACGGGUCUUCGCUACGAUGCGACCACGAUGCUGGAUAUAUCGACGUUUCCGUCAGAAGCAGACUUUGCCUCGUCGAAUUUCGCCAAUGACCCCUUUGCGCCCCCACCUACCAACCUUAUAUCGCGCAUGUCUCUCGAUAUCAGCAACGCGCGGCACUUUAUCAUGGGUCGGUUAAACAUGCUGGAGAGCAGCUUGCCGCCGAAGCCGGUGGUCAUGGCCAAGGAGCUUAUCAAGGCUAUCUGGGAAGCUUAUGAUGAUGAACCGCCUGGUGUGGCUGCAGUGCAUUGGGUUGAUGUUAUGGAAGAUAAGAAUUUGAGGUCAAUGUUUGGAUAG